This is a messenger RNA of Colossoma macropomum (tambaqui), 1959 nucleotides long. Its product is annotated as myelin basic protein-like. Gene Ontology annotation, cellular component: compact myelin; cell periphery; internode region of axon. The transcript is spliced from 7 exons. The record is from RefSeq and is a predicted model, not a curated record. NCBI's taxonomy places the organism in Eukaryota, Metazoa, Chordata, Actinopteri, Characiformes, Serrasalmidae. Gene Ontology annotation, molecular function: structural constituent of myelin sheath. The coding region runs from base 32 to 403 and encodes 123 amino acids. Gene Ontology annotation, biological process: myelination.
CAGCACCAAAAACCGAGUAAAACAUCCCGACAUGGCAUCAGGAGGCUCCUCAGGUCAGUCCGGCUUCAGGCUGGGCCGCAGCAAGAAAAACCCUGGCGUUCUGGACCAAAUCGGGAAGUUCUUUGGAGGGGACAAGAAAAGGAAGGGCAAGGGCUCUUUCCGCGGUGCCCUGUCGGCCUCGCCCCAGCGGGCCACACACUCCUCCCCCCGCCGCAAAGGAGACCAAAGCGCUGUGGCGCAUUUCUUCAGGUCCAUUGUGUCUCCUGCCCCACCCAAGUCUAGGUGGCAUUCUCUCACAGCAAAACUAGGCCUGGGUGACCAGAAGUCGCAGGCUUCCGCUAAGGGCCAGAAAGGACGGCCAGCAGACGGCCAGGGCACCCUGACCAAAAUCUUCAAAAUGUGAUGUGAAUCCUCACCUGUCCCAGGAGGAAGCCGAGCCGCCUCACCGGCCAAGCGCUGAUUGCCCCCUUUUUUUCCUUUUCCUUGUUUGAAGAUUAGUGCAUGAAAGGAGAGCAAGAGAAGAUGGACAAGCUUCUUUGUUGUUUUUUUACGCUUACACAUUUUUCCUUCACAGUCUCCUGCACUAACUUGCACAUGAACGUGCUUCCUUGCAUGGUGCAUGGCUUUGUGUAAAUACUGUCUACUCAGUUCCAGCCAUAAUGGUCAAAUCCCUCAGUCUCCUUUUCAUCUCUGUCUGCGUCUUUUACUUAUCUAAGCGUUAACUCUCCUGGACUCCAGAGGAAUGCUCCUGCAAAGCUCCUCCCAAAGCGUCCGAGGCUUUGGUUCAGUCUGGGCCGCUUUAGUCCUGUGGCAUUGUCUUUGUUUUGUCUGUACAAACACAUUUGUUUGCUUAUAAUGACUAUCACUUUGUCUUUAGUAGUGUAUUUAUCAUUGUAUUGCUCAGCUAUGAUAGCAUGCAGAGAUGGCCAGUAACCUUUACUCAUUUCCAUUUACUUCAGUGACAUUACAAUGGAUUCUUACGCCUAAAUGCUAAUACUUUAGAUUACUUCUAUUAUAAGUAUAUCUGUGAGUAAAGUCUACUUUUUCUCAGUUCCACGUACAUUCUAUCUUUUUUUUUUUGGGUUUAAUUUCAUUCUGUUCUGUUGGUUUAGCUUCUGGAUAGCCUUGCUGUUGCUCACAUUUCCCACUAUGGAGCUUAAGCAUAUCAUCAUAGAUCAGAAGGAUCCAAAAAAGAGAAGAAUACAGCCUAACAAACUUCAGCUUUUCACUUUAACCUAUACUGAUAAAUGCUGGAAGUUCCACUAUAGUUCUAUGGGGAACUCAGCACUCCAGAAGCUUUUGUACUAGAUACUUUUUCCUCAACGUUGUUUUCUGCUAGGCUAGUUUUACUGCUACUUGAGUCAUUAUUAUCAUAAUAACAAUACUUUUACUGGAAAAUGGGUUUGAGGUUACUCUACACACCUCUGAUAGUACUGUGAUAAGCCUCAUCUUUAAAGAUGUAUUUAUCAUUGCACAUGUUUAACUGUUAUAUAACACAGGCAUGUUAAUGCACAUGAUUUAAUGAAUUUCCCCCACUUUGAUAUGGUCUUGUCUGAAAUUUGCUCUUUCCAAAUGUGUUUUGUAUGGUCGACCAGUGGCUGAGAACUUUACUGCUUUAAAAACAAGCUAUCCAAAAAUGACUGAAUUGUGUCAUGUUCAUAUAUAACACCUUGUAACACAUCUUUAGACACUGAUAAAUUAGACAUAGCUGCAUGUGGAUUAACUGAAUAAGUUUCUGGAGAGCACUGGAAAGUUUUCUGAAUGGCCUGCAAGGCAUGGCGGCCACCUCUUGACCUCUGACCCCCUACCUCUCAUUUCAGCUUUUAAGCCAAAAUAAUAAACCCUGUACAAAAAAGUGUACACAGCUAGCAAAUGCAAAGCCAUAGAAGUCUGUUUCUGUGUUUGUCAGUAAGAUUGCUAAUUGAGUGACGGGAAUCAUUAAAAAUUCAAAAAAGCAGA